UAGUUUUGUUUUGAAAAUCUCACAUAUUUCCUAUAUCGUGUCGUGUAAAAGUAUUUUUAAGUGAGCUGAAAUUGAAAUAAACGUAAAGUGGACGGUUGAAUCCACUUGAUAGAUCUCUAGAAGGUUUUAAAAAUUUGUAUUCGUAUCAAUGCUCUUGGCCAAACAGAAUAGUUUCACAAUGUUGGACAGUGAUUCCGAACUGCAGACUGACUCUCGUUCCAGCUCAAGCCAGGAGCUGAAAUCCUACUCAGAUGGCGACAUGUGUAAGACAGGAAAACAGAUGGUCGAAGUACCGUUCAAGCAUCCAUUGGAGAAUACCUGGACAUUGUGGUACCUAGAGAAUGAUCGCAACAAGAGCUGGGAGGAAAUGCAAAAUGAGAUCACAAGCUUUGAUAUGGUCGAAGAUUUCUGGAGUCUCUACAAUCACAUCAAACCUCCAUCCGAGCUAAAGAUUGGCAGUGAUUAUUCAUUGUUCAAAAAGGGCAUACAGCCCAUGUGGGAGGAUGAAAUCAACAAGUAUGGCGGCCGCUGGGUCAUCAGCGUAGGUCGCUGUAGUAAGCUGGAGCUAGACAAGCUUUGGCUAGACGUGUUGCUAAUACUGAUUGGUGAGGCUGUUCAACAUACUGAGGAAAUUUGUGGCGCUGUCAUUAACUUGCGCAGCAAAAGCAACAAAAUUUCGAUUUGGACCGUCAAUGGGCACAACGAACUGGCCGUCAUGGAGAUUGGGCACAAGCUGCGUAAACUGUUGGGUUUACCGCCUCACAAUCUGCAAUACCAAAUGCACAAGGAUUCGAUGAUCAAGCAGGGAUCGCUGGUGAAAGCGGUUUACUUAUUGUAAGCCCAACGGUAACAGUUUUUCUUUUCCUUUUUCUUGUUGUUAAUCAAGGCAGCAGUUGGUCCGCACCUCUCGUCCCCUCUAGCUCUUAGUCCUUGUCCGGCUGCUGCCAAAGCUCGUGUAUUCCAAAAAUGUAAAAAAAAUAAAAUUAAAAAUAGAGAACAUUUAA
Messenger RNA from Drosophila innubila, 1004 nucleotides. RefSeq names its product eukaryotic translation initiation factor 4E1 (gene eIF4E4). NCBI's taxonomy places the organism in Eukaryota, Metazoa, Arthropoda, Insecta, Diptera, Drosophilidae. The transcript is spliced from 4 exons. Gene Ontology annotation, cellular component: eukaryotic translation initiation factor 4F complex; cytoplasm. The coding region runs from base 149 to 838 and encodes 229 amino acids. Gene Ontology annotation, biological process: translational initiation. The record is from RefSeq and is a predicted model, not a curated record. Gene Ontology annotation, molecular function: translation initiation factor activity; RNA 7-methylguanosine cap binding.